GGAUCUCAAUUUGGAGAUAUUUUCCUUUCGUAGGCCACACAGCGGCUACCAGCGCUGGCCGGUGCUGGCCGCGCUAGUACUCGGCGAACCCGGCGAAGGGCUCGUCGAGUAAAUGAACCCACAGACACACUCCACUAAAUUUCUCGCCGGAUCUUCUCAAACGGAAAGAGGUCGAAGGAGAGAUAAACGGCGCGCGCGCAUUACCGACGCUUCCGGCGCGCGGUGCGCUCACAGACGCGCAGUCAGUCAGUCGCUGGGCGCGCGCGGACCGGCCAGCAUGCGAGUACAGCUAGUGCCCGCCGCACUGGCGCUGAUGGCGAGCGGCGCCGUGCUGUGGCCGCCGAGCCGCGCCUCGCUGCUGCCGCUCGACGCAGAGCACCUGCACGCCUCCGUCGGCGGGUACGCCGUCAUGAACUGCCAUCUCGACUUCCCCUUCGGACACGAAAUCCCCUAUCGACUCCAGUGGGACAAGGAUGUGAGUUCAUUCUUUACCCCUAUCGUUUGAUCGAACUUCUAGUCUUACCCAAUACCUAUCUACACGUUCAGAAAGUAAGCUAUAAAGACAAUUAAAAAGUAAAAACAGUCAACAAUCAACAUAAUAUUUUUUAUGUAAUGCCUAUUUCAAAUAAAUUUACCUAAUUAUACAAUUAGGAAAGACGCGUAUGUCGGUCCCGCUUAGUUCUCCCGGACCACAUGGACAGCGGGAGGCCUAAUUCGACGCAUUUAUUGAUAUUAUUAUUUUGCUACCGCCUUCGCGGUUACUCUUCGUUUCGCUGGACCGGUAGGCGAAGCUCACGGGUGUUCUUGGCCUGAGAGAAUUUGCUGCCAUUUGCCCUAGCAAGAGCAGUACUUCGUUGAAUUUCACGUCAUUACGGAUCCUCCCGAU
Messenger RNA from Bombyx mandarina (wild silkworm), 886 nucleotides. RefSeq names its product protein turtle-like. The record is from RefSeq and is a predicted model, not a curated record. Lineage: Eukaryota; Metazoa; Arthropoda; Insecta; Lepidoptera; Bombycidae.